AUGGAAAGUUAACCCUCAUCAUCACUUUCACUAGAUUUCAAUCAUUUUGAAGACCAGGAAACUAUUCUAUUAAAAGACUUUGACCUCGAUGAAAACGAGCAUUUCAUCAAGUUUGUUUUUAUCCCUUAUUUUAAGGAUAUUUACAAUGAUCUAGCUGCUAAGAGUGAGAAAAAGUCUAAGGGAAUUACAAAGAUUGUGUUCUAGGAGUAUGCAGGAUUGCCAGGUAUUUUGAAUGAGAGGUUCUUCAAAAUCUUAGAUGAAAACGGAGAUGGUAUCAUUGAUCAGAAAGAGUUUAUCCAUGCAAUGUUCAAAGUCUACUACUCUAAACUAGAGUCUAAGAUCAAGCUUGUAUUUGACAUUUAUGAUUUUGAUAAUGAUGGAUAUAUUUCAAAAGAAGAUAUAAGGAUUCACAUCAAUAAACAUUUGAUGCUGAUGAAUAAGCCAGUGAACAAUAACUAAAUUUCAGACGUAGAGGGAAAAUUCACUAUGCAAACUGGAGGAACGUAUGAAAAUAGAGAAUUUAUAAUAUUUUAAGCUAAUUAUGAGAAGAUAACUAGUGAAUCUGGCUAGAACUAAAAAUAAGGAAGUCCAACAUCAUCACCAAGAAGAAUUGCAUCACCUAAAUAUCUUAAAUAGCUUUCCCCAGUUUAGCAAUACUUAUCCAGAGCAGAUGAAAUUAAGCAAAGGCUAUUCAUGAUUAAUACUGAAACCUAGAAGCACUUGCUUAAGUAUGCUGCAAGUAAAGAAAAUUUAGAUAGACUUGCACAGAAAUUAUAGGAAUAGACACUUGGAGAUAAUUAAGACGUUUAAAUGGAGGAUCAUACUCAAAAUCAAUAACCUCCUUAGAGCAACGAUGAGACAAGCAUCAUCAAUCAAAUUCCAAUAGCCAAAUUUAAGGCAAAUUAAAUUGGAAUGAUGGAAGGAAAGUUAGCCAAAAUUGGACAUAAUUAGGCAGAAUGUAUAAUUGAGGAGUUUAAAGUAAGUGAUGAUGAAAAUGAGAUUGCCCCUAAUGAAAACUAAACGAAAUUUGUUGACAUGAUAAGACUGCCAAAUACUGCUCCUUCCUCACGGGUACCUGGCCAAAGAGAUGGUUAUGCAUCACCAACUAGAAUCCUCGAAAGCAUUAACAACUAAGUUGUACUAGAUAACUUUAGAACUGUCUCUGAGACCAUAAUAAUUAUGAAAUACGAAGGAGAAAUGAUGAGAAAGACCCCAGAGGGUAAGUUCAAAAGAUAUUGGUUCUGGCUAAUGAGCAAAGAGCUUUACUGUUGCAGAAAGAAGGAAGAUGAAAAACACAAGAGUAUGCUUAGUUUGACAGGAGUUUAUAUUAAAUCAGAGGAACCAGAACUUAUUAAUCAUAACGGAAAAUAGAUUACUUUCUAUCCAUUCAAGUUGCUUUUCCCCUAAAAUAAAUCCAGAGUUUAUUAUCUCUUAACCUAAUCACAAAGAGAUAAAUGGGUAAAAGUAAUUAAAGAAGCUAUUGGUUAUGCUAAUCUAGAAGACUUUUAUGAUGUUAAAGGAGUAUUAGGAAAAGGAAAAUUUGGUUAAGUAAGAUUAGCAGUUCAUAAGAAGACAGGAACCAAAGUAGCAGUAAAGGUAAUACAGAAGAAAGGUAUGCAAAUGCAUGAACUAGAGUUGUAAAAAAGAGAAAUCGAAGUACUAAAGAUUUGUCAGCAUCCAAAUAUUAUCAGAUUGCUUGAUGUUUAUGAGAACUCAGAGAAUAUUUACAUUGUCAUCGAAUACAUGGAAGGUGGAGAUCUGUUCACCUACCUAGAAAAGAGAGAAUUCAAAAUUACUGAAGACAGAGCAAGAUCUAUUGCUCACUAGAUUGCAGCAGCUCUAUAUUAUAUUCACAGUUAUGCCAUAGCUCAUAGAGAUUUGAAGCUUGAAAACAUAAUGAUGGUUGAAGAAGGGGAUACUUCUGACUUAAAAUUAGUAGAUUUUGGUUUAUCUAAGAUUCUUGGACCAACUGAAACCUCAACAGAACCAUUUGGAACAUUGUCUUACGUUGCUCCCGAAGUCUUAUUGCAAAAACCUUAUGGCAAAAAUGUCGAUCUUUGGAGCUUAGGAGUCAUAAUUUAUGUGAUGCUUAGUGGAAUUUUGCCUUUUGAUGCAGGUGAUACUAAAGAGACAGCCAGACAAACAAUUUAUGAAGAUGUAAACUUUUCACAUCCGUGCUGGACUUAUGCUUCGCCAGAGUCCAAACAUCUUAUCAAAGGCUUGUUAAAGAAGGAUAGAUUCUAAAGAAUGACCAUUGAAGAAGUUUUAACUCAUCCUUGGAUUUGCAAGAAGAGCUUGGAUAUGCUAGAAAAACGUAGGAAUUCAGGAGACCUUGAAAAGUUCAGUGUUUUCUCAGCUACUAUGGCAAAUUAUGUAGAAAAGAAAGAUAGCUCAGCAAUGCAGCAAGUAUAAUAAUGA
Messenger RNA from Stylonychia lemnae, 2418 nucleotides. The record is from the annotation of a GenBank genome assembly. NCBI's taxonomy places the organism in Eukaryota, Ciliophora, Spirotrichea, Sporadotrichida, Oxytrichidae.